Messenger RNA from Ictalurus furcatus (blue catfish), 10735 nucleotides. RefSeq names its product centrosomal protein 350 (gene cep350). Bases 571 to 8322 code for a protein of 2583 amino acids. Gene Ontology annotation, molecular function: microtubule binding. The transcript is spliced from 39 exons. Gene Ontology annotation, cellular component: centrosome. The record is from RefSeq and is a predicted model, not a curated record. NCBI's taxonomy places the organism in Eukaryota, Metazoa, Chordata, Actinopteri, Siluriformes, Ictaluridae. Gene Ontology annotation, biological process: microtubule anchoring.
CAGGGUCUUUUUAAAAGAUGUUAAACGGGUUAACAAGAAAAAUAUUUGUUUGCUAACUACAGCUGUCGUGAAGUAGGUUAGAUAGCCGUUUGGCUAGCUGGUUAGAUAGCUGAGGGAAUUAGCCGAAUACAGCGUUGAAGCUGUUCAUGAAUUAAUUAAUAUUAUUACUUCUUCUUGAGUGUAAAAUGAAAGUCUUUUGAAUCGUCUCAUUGAUGUAGCUCAUUAGCGUUGUGUUAAGCAAGUUUUAAGUUAGCGGUCGCUUCCCUGUAACGUCAGCGCUACCGCGCAUGCGCACCAGCUGUGCCCAGUGACCGGUUGCCGUUUUCGCGCAUGCGCCCUACGCAGGUCUGUUACUGACAGUCUGUAAACACACGCGGCUGUUUUAGGAGCGACUUAACGCACUCAAUUUAGCUGUUUUUGGUCAUUUACGUUUACCAUAUUGACUCACUAGGUGAGCUGGAACACUAGGAACACACACUAUACCCGUCUGGUUCUGAUGCCUGCGUUGGGCUGGAGGUUAGGAAGACAUGGUUCUCUGAGAAAAGCUCCUGUAAGGAGGGCGGAGUAGCGAUGUGGAGCCAAUCAGGAAGAGAGAAACCUCCAGCGACGGAGCCACGGGGAGUGGGGGAGUACGAGCUGUCAUCUGCAUGGAGGAAUCCGAACCAGGGCAAAGCAGCUCUGCGUCACAUCAAUAAUCAGUCGGAGGCGGCGGUCGGUUCAGGAGUCGUCAUCACCUCACUGAACACGGAGAAGACACACAAACGCGGAGGGAGGCGGAGCUCGGAUGGGGAUGAUGCAGCGGUUAAGCCCCGCCCACAGAGCCGACGCAGCCCGGAUAAGAGCUCUCGGAGCCCGCUGAGGACCAGCACGCAGGACAACACACACACCUCACACAGACCCACGUCCUCGCCCCCCGAGGCAUCCCUGAGCCACCUGGUGUACGACCGAGACUGUCGUCCUCUCCACUCGGCCGACGCGGACAGCACUCGCUCCUCCGCGCUGGACGCCACGACCGUACGCGUCCUCAAUGACCCUCCCGCCCUGCACAGGUCAGAGGUCACGGUGGGGGGGUCGGAGGUCAGCCCGGGCUCGGCACGGCUGGAAAAGCUGCGUCAGCGUCAGACGGAUGACAAACUGGAGAAGCUGAGGGAGAGGAUCAGGAGGCAGAGGGAGCAGCUGGAGGACUCAACAGACAGGGCGGGGGAGCGGGCGGUAGGGGCGGGGCAGGGAAACCCCGCCCACCAGCACAUCGCCAAAGUGCGCAAAGUGGCAGCCGCUCCACCCGCGCCGAACUAUAAAGGGUUUAACAGCAGCGAGGUGAAGCUGCCCUCCUCAGACAGCAGAGUGUGGGGACAGGACGAGUUUCACUUAAACCCCGAGAUUUAUAAAGCUCUAACGGACCAUCUCCCAGAGCGGGCGAAACGCAAACCGGCGGAGAAAGAGAGGCAGCAGCAGGAGAGGAAGUUGAUCAAACCCGUGAGGAAGAUCCACCGAUCUGCGUCUGUUCCCGAACCCAAAUCAGCGAUCGGCACGUCGUCAUGGCGAGAUGGCCAGAAACUGGUGAAGAUGAUGCUGGGGCCGUUGCCACGGGAACCUCGUGCACAAUCGGAGGAGAGAGCGAGACGGACAGGUACCGCAUCCUGCUCCAGUUCUGUCCCUGGGCCGGACCCGAGGCACCGCUCCAGACCGAGCAGCACUGAAAAACCUGCAGCAUAUCAGCCCUCCAGAGCAGCAGGGGGCGCUAGAGGUAAAGAACAUCCCCCAAAUCUAUCCUCCAGGCCACCAGGGGGCAACAGAGAGCGAGAAGCUGCAGUUACGCCGUCCUCCAGGCCACCAGGGGGCGCCGCUCUUCCCUCUAGCCUGGACCUCCUCUCUGCAAACAUUCGCACCAUCUUAGAUGAUCUGCAUCUGGAAGAAGGUGCCGGGUCACGCAAUGCGGACCGAGUCGGUAGAAAGAGGGCGGGUCGAAGCCCGUCAAAGCCACGCCCUGACAGUGCGGAGAGGGCGUUGCCACGGAAACGGCACUACGACUCGGACACGGUGCGGCGCUACAUCGCUAAGCAGCAGGAAGAGAGGAAGAGGAAGCAGGCAGAGGAGAGACGGAGUCAGAGGGAGGAGCAAGAGAGGCGGAGUCAGAGAUUGCAGGAGCUGUACAAGAAACAACGAGAGGGCGUCACCAAGCAGCAAGCCCCGCCCCCUAAUCAUAUAAACCCACGUCUGCAAGAGACUUACACCAAGAUACUCCUGGAACACACGCUGCAACAGGCGUGGCCGGGGUAUCAGCCGUCUGGAGAAUCAGAUAAAGAGAACAAGAGACUGGAACCAGUGAGUCCUUCCACCAGCGACCUGUCACAACACACACCGUCUCCCCUGUACAGGGGCGAUCUGGCGACGCCCCCUGCUGGUCAGUUCUUCUCCCAUCUCCUCAGUCUUGAUCCAGAGCGUGUAAACUCCACCACACACACCACGAGCAGGCUGAACCGUGUGGAAGCCUUGAAGGCGUGCGCCGCCUCUCUGUCCAACCGAAUCGAAACCGAAGCACGAAAACUCAUCACCCACGGCGACAACAAUGACGACACAGACGGCCACGCCUGCCGAGCCAAACCGCCAAGCCCGCCAGAGAGAGAGCGACCUGAUUCCAGCUCGAGUAUCCACGACGACGGAAGCGAACUUCCCGGUGUCGGAAACAUGUACGGCUUCAUCGUCCGAGAGGGGUGGGGUGAGAUCGCCAAACCCCGCCUGCUCCCCGCAGACGCCGCCCUCCCGGUCGCCGUGCAGGAAGAGAAGCAUGACUCAAGCGGAGGCUCCAUCAGCGAGGGCUUGCUGAGUGACGGCAGUCUGUCCGAUCCUGGCGACCGCAUCACCUUGUUCCGGAAGGAGGCGGAGCUUCACGUGCCGUAUAGGCCUGCAACAUCACAGCCUCCAUGGGAGGAGCUAAGCAAGGGCAGCCCUCACAGCGUCAUCAACAUAUUCGCCAGAAACAUCAACAAAUACGGCCACGUGAUGGACACAGAAGUGGACAGAUCUCCUCCUGCGCUCCGUUCCUCUCCAUCCACUCACAGUUCGGCGAACGGCGUGGUCUAUGAAGACGACUUUGUUUCCUCCCGCAGUCAAUCAGCAUCAAAGAGAACCACUAAUGGCAUCAGUAACGGCCGGAGCUCUUCCGCCUCCACCCCUCUGUCCUCACCUUCCUCCGCCCACUCCAUCGGGAAGAGAGGGUCAGAGAAGAGUCUGGAGCGCACCCUAGUGGACGGACAGAGAAGUGCAUCCUCAUUCGCCUCUGAGCCUCAGAGGAGUGACUGGAGGAAGAGUGACUCGCCUCGAGGCUCUCGGAGGAGUGCUGACGGUAACGGCACACCAGGGGGCGCCUCGGUGCGCUCCAGCCACAGCAUGGUGUCUGAGAUCCGGCAGUUUCCCACAAGCCCCGCUGACUCUCCCAGAAUCCACGGCUCCUCUUCAUCCAGUCCUGCGUCUGCUAGAGACUCCACCCCCAGAGCCGGAACAGCUCCUGGCUCUGUCCCGAACACGGGGCCUACCCACAACCUAGUCUCCGCCCCUGGACCCGCCCAUAGCACCACAGAGCUGCAUUUCGCCCCGGUCGUGCUGCAGCACCGUCUAAGCGCCGAGCUGAACUUCCUGGAUGCGGUGGAGGAGUCGGUGAGACAGCUGAGCGACGUGGAAAGGGUCAGAGCCGUCUCACUCGCUCAGCAGGAGAGUGUCUCGCUCGCGCAAAUCAUCAAGGCUCAGCAACAGAGACAGGAGCGAGAGCUGCAGCUGCUGAAGCUGAAAGCGGAACAGGAUGCGCUGGAGGCUCAGAGACAUGUGCAGGAGAGCAGAGAGAGAGCGGCACAGGCCCAUGCGGAGCUGUGCGAGAAUGUGGUUCAGUCUCAUCAGAAGGCUCUCAUGGAGCUGCAAGAGAACAGCAGCAAGAUGAUCCACCAACACGCAGAGACUGCACAACACCUCCGAGAGAUGACCGAGAUGACUCGUUCUCAGAUGCUCAAUGUUCCCUCUGUCACACCUGUAAGGCAGCCACACCCACAAACGGACAGUAGUAGGAGUGAAGUCUCGACAGAGAAAACGCCAACAGCAGAUACUCCACAGAGCAGUCUGACAGAGUCCGAGUCCUUCAGGAUACACACCGUCAGUGUGAGACAGGGCGAUGGCGACUGCGUGGACAGGAGCAGCUCGGUGGAAGAGGAAGUGAACACUGCCGCUGAUGACUCUCUCCAAACCGACAGAGCAGACAGCGUCUCAAUCAUUUACUCCUCGAAGUUUGAUGAGUCCGUGACGGAGGACGAGUUGGAGAAGUCGUUCCGCUCCGUGCUUCCCUCCGAGUCUCACUGGAGGGGAUCCGUGGAGAGGAAACGGCAGUCGGACGAGGAACCCCACCCUGAAAAAUCGUCUAAUAAGCAGGACGGCAGCGUCCCGGUGUUCUCGGCGGAUCAGUACAGUUUCUCAGAGUUCACCAUGGCGAUGGUGAAGCAGUGCAUGCAGGAAGAGGAAGUUCGCUCUCGGCAUCAGAGCUCGCUCCUGCGCCUCCGACACCGGGCACUCAAGGAAAAAACCCGCGCCGAGCUCGAUUGGCUCGAGCUCCAAAAGAGGCGUCUGCGUGAUAAGGGAGAGGAUGAUAAAAUGCCUCCGAUUCGCAAGAAACAGCGAGGCCUGCUGCUCAAACUACAGCAGGAGCAGGCGGAGAUCAGGAGGCUGCAGGAGGUGAACCGGGCGGCGCGGAGGGAGAGGAAACUGUUGCUGAAACAGCAAGAGGAGAUUGAGAGGAUCCAACACACAACACUGAAACUGAGGGAGAAACUCAGGAACGCUGAAGAUACAAACCAGAGGUCACCUGUGUCAGGUGUGAGUGAGGAUUUGGCCCCUCCCACCGAGCUGAACGUUGAGUUUCGUAGCCCCUCCCCUUUAUCUGUGUCUGGAAGUGAGACCAGCAGCAUCAUGAAGAAACUGAAGAAGAUGAGCUAUCACACAGAUGAGAGAUUCCUAACUCAGCGUGAGCUGCGAUUGGUGCAUUGGCGUCAGCAGGUGGAGGCGGAGCUAAGGCGUACGGAUGGGGCGGAACCUCAGCGGGAGGGGCGGGCGCACUCAGACCAGCACGUGCAGCAGAAACGCAGCCCAGAUGAUCUGCAGAGAGACAGACAGGAGGAGAGGAAGACCGGGCGAGAAGUGCGCAGUGAGGGGGACUCGUCUCUGCCGCUGUCCGUCUCCAGCAUACACACAGUGCAGGAGUGUGAGAACACACACAGCCAUGAGUCUCCCGUGGUUCAGGCGAGUUCCAGCAGUAAAGUGACAUCACACAGCAGCUCCAGGAAACGGGACCUCCCUUCAUCAGCUCCUACAUCCGAGGCGGCGUCGGAUCAGAGCGACAUUGAGGGGCGUGUCCUGGCUCUGAGGGCGGAGCUUCGUCGGCGUAAAGCUGAAGCGCAGCGUCUGAAGAAGGAGCAGAGACUGAGACACAAAGAGCGACUGAAAGCUCAGGAGGCCAGUCUGCUCAAACAGCUGGAGUCCUGCAACGAAUUCAUUCAGAAGACCAAAGCCGAGCUGAGUGAAGCAGACCACACCGCUUCAGCUAAACUGCAGAUCAAAACUCCAACGUCGGGCUCACACAAGUCCAGAACCAAAACCUCCACCCCAGACAGGUCUGAAACCGAGAAGAGUUUCACAGGAAGGAGUCAGGAAUCCGAAUCAGAUAAAUCGGACAGAACACACACCGAGUCUCCGGCGCUGAGUGAUGAAGAUCCUCCCACCGUGACCCCGACCCCGGUGUUGGGAAGCCCGAAUCACUUGAGUCCACCUGAACCCCAAAACGCCGGGGACACCCAACCCGAAAGUUCUGCCGGGCCAGAAACAGACGAUUUGGCCGACGGGAGCGUAGCCUCCAGCCCGAGAUCCGAGAUCAUCGAGGAGCUGGAAUCUCCGAGGUCGCGUUUGUCUCGGUCGGAACACUCGUAUCCGGCGCUUGACCUGAAAAUCCAGGACUCGAACAAGGAUUUCUCCAAGAACGAAACGGAAAUCGCUCUAGCCGCGAAAGUUAGCCAAGAAGAAAAAGAGAUUGCGAACAAUUCCGAAGAUAUCAAAUCCAACUCCUCCUCACUCGUAGCUAAGCCAGAACCAGAAGAACCCCAGCGUCCAGAGAUUCCUUCACCCGUAGACGUCUCGUACACUCCGGACGUUUCGCCGAGGAAGGAAAACGACGAAGACUUGGAGCACAAACCCACCGCGUCGCCAUCGCUCGACAGCUACAACGAUGAUUUUGAGUCGGCGGUUCAGGAGGAAAAUCGGUCUCGCUCGCCUUCUUCUGAAGAUCCGGAAGAGGGAUCCUACAAAUUCUCCUUCAGCAGCAGUGAGGAGGAGAUCGAGGAAGAGAUUAGCGUCAAAUCAGGGAAUACCAGUGGUACUGUCGAGCAGGAAAGACCUUUGGAUCUCGACUUCCUGGAGAAGCGUACAGAAGAACGCAUCGAUAGCAAUGUUCCCAGCCCUCCGAAGUCUCCGGAGGAUGAGAUGCCCGGUUACGUCGUCGGGGACCGGGUUCUGGUGAGCAACGUUCAGCCAGGCACUCUGAGAUUCAAGGGACGAACGAGCUUUGCUAAUGGAUUGUGGACCGGAGUGGAGCUGGACGCGUCGGAAGGAAGCAACGACGGCAGUUACGAUGGCGUUGUUUACUUCCAGUGCAAAGAGAAACACGGGAUAUUCGCUCCUCCUGAGAAGAUCUCUCGUCUACCCGAGGCGUCUGAAGGCCGUAGCAGAACCUCAGAGAAGGAAGACUCGUCGUUUGAAGAUCGCUCGAACGAAACGGAGAAGACGAACAAGUCCGAAAGCACGCUUCAGAAUAAAAAAGCAGAUCCGGAUCCACCUUCUGAGACGAGAGAACCGUCCGAGAAACAUUCCAGUCUCGAUUUGAAGCUUUCUGGCGUCACAAAAGACCUGAAGAUUGACCCUGCUGCUAUUGAUGGCGAGAUCUUCGAGAACCUUAAUGGAGGAACUUGUCCUGUGACACUUGAGAGAUUCGGAGAUGUCGUCCUGGAUGUCUCAAAAGUCGAGGAUGCUCGGGACGAUCAAACGCCAGACAUUCUGGAUCUGUUGAUCCGUAGCGAGAUGUCCACGUCGACCGAGGACCUUCCGAAAUCUUUAGAUGUCCCUCCUGAGAGGACGAGCGAGGAGCGCAUGGACGGCUCGGCCGUGACGGAGAGCAAAUCCCUCACGACCCUGGCCGAUACACUCGUGGAGCGCUUCAUGAGCGAUGCCCUGAAACAGUUUCAGCAGAUCAAGAAAGCAAAGGAGGAGAAAAUCUCAGCCGCCAAUCAGCACGUGUUCCUCGCUGAGGACGAAGAACCCAGUGGGAACAAUGUGUCCCAGCUCAGAACUUCAUCCAGCAGCAAGAUCGACAAGGAAAGCUUCCACAACUUCUUCGACAAGGACCAAGAAGAAGUGUCUUCUCCGGAGCUUUGCAACCGAUCGGAGAGCCCGGUGUUGGGUCAGGAGGAGCUGGUCCAGCGUUUAGCCGAGCUGGAGCUGAACCGCGAGUUCCUGCACGUGCUGGGCGACGAGCAGGACUGGUUCGACGAGGACUUCGGCCUCAGCUCGCGCAAACACGCUCAGCACAAGAACAAACCCAGGCAGGACGAGCUCACGUCCAUGUCCGCAGCUAAACUCCCGCACGUCAGGCAGCAGCAGGAGGAGGCGGCGGCCAUGUUGGUCCCUCACAAAGCUGCCGAGGUGGAGAAGCUGGUGAGCGCCGCCCUGCUGGAGAUCUGGAGGAGCUGCGGGAUGGAGCGCGGUAAUCAGAGUCUGACCGCCGUGCCCAAACCAAAGGCUUCAGAGACAUUGCUGGGGGACGAGAACGGCGAGCAGUGUGUACGCAGCUACAAACAGGCGGUGUUUGACCUGGCGUGGGAGCUCAUGCAGGAAAUCUACGCCGAAGAUCCCAACGCUGAUCGCCCGCCGUGGAUAAAACCGUUCCGUGUUAAUUCACCCUACAUCCACAGAAUCGACGACCCCAGUGACCUCACUAAAGUCCAGGCGUUGGUCAGCAGUGAGGUUCUGAAGCUGUUCGCUCUGAAUAAAGAGCAGAACCACAGAACCGACUGGCAGAAGAUGCUCAAGUUCGGCCGAAAGAAGAGAGACAGAGUCGACCACAUCCUGGUGCAGGAGCUCCAUGAGGAAGAGGCCCUGUGGGUGAACUACGAUGAAGACGAGCUGUUUGUGAAGAUGCAGCUGGCUGACGGGAUCCUGGACACGCUGCUGAAGGACACGGUGGACCUCCUCACCAACAUCCACGAGAGGAGGAGGUCCACACGGGCCCUGUCCUGAUCCUCCUGCUCGUAUCUCCUACUUGCACACCCUGCUCUGUCGUUAUUUAGGAUGGAACCAGGAAUACCGGCUUCUCCCAGAGAUCUAGAUGGGUCGUGUCCCGAUUCUGCUGCUCAGAUCUCCUCCCUCCUUUAGGAACCUCCCUGCGAUCUGCGUUUGGGACAGAACCGGAACUGUACCAUAUUCGCCUUUGUGCUGGAUUUUUAAUUUAUUUGUAAAGAGGUUUUUAAAACUGUGUGAAACGUGUAAAGAGACGAUGAAUUGAGCGCGCGCAAACGCGUCCGAGCACACGCGGAACCGAGAGGAGCCAAGGCGCUGAGAGGAUUUAGAGAUGAAUGCAAAACAGUAGAUUGAUCUGUAAACUUCGUAUUUAAAUAAAUAAAUAAAUAAGUAAAUAAAGUGAUUUUAGAAGAGUGUAACGAUCAGAGACUAAAGAUAGCGAGUGCACGACGAGAGAUUAGAGCUUUAUUUGCCCGUCACUUUCCCGUCUGCCUUUGCCGACCUCCAUGUUAAGUGCCUCACGGUUUAGGCUCCCUCCGUAGGGAAGAACCGUUCUACAGCCUUCCUCUCGUGCGCGUCGAGCCGAGCCGCCUUUUUAAUCUCCGAACUCUAAAACCUCCAUCCGUUUCUGCCUUACAGCCGGAUUAUAAAGCAGAGGAGGAGUGUACACUUGGUAGUGUGCACUCGGUAGCGCAUCCGCCCGAAUGGGACUCCGCACACCCGGCCUUCUCCGAGAUCGAAAUGGGCCACGUCCUGAUUCUACUACUCUUUGAGAGGCUGCGUCCUAAAGCUACACCUUAGAUUAUUUUUUCCUUUCAGUAGGGAUCCGAACGGGCAGUGUCCCGAUUCUGCUGCUCACCCUGUUUUUAUGAACUCUUCAAACCUCGGUACAGAACCUCCCUACAUCCUGCGUUCAGGACAGAACCGAAACCCCUACCAGAUUUAAAAACCGGUCCUGUCCUGAUUCUGCCACUCUUGACUCCUCUUACGCACUCAGUAGGGCUCUUCCUCCAGCUCCAGAUGUUUUCUCACAGGCUGUGUCCUAAAUCUGUUCGAGCUUUGAUUUCCCUCAGUGUAGGGGUCCUUUAAACCCAGAUUCACGCUUACAAGAGAGCCUUUCUACAUUUAGGACAGAACCGGGACUUUAUUCUAGAAGAUUUAAACAUUUCCUGAUUCUAGCACUCUGACCUCCUACACACUCCCUAGGGCUCUUCCUUACAGCCUGCGUUUAGGACAGAACCGAAGCUCUACUUUAUUUUAAUUGUCCUCAGUUUAAGACGGGUCUGUGUCCUAGAUCAUCUGCACGGGUUUUUCCCUGUCGUGGGCGUGUUCUAAUCGUUUAAUGUUUUUCAAAUUUAUUUUAGCUAUGCAGUAAGAAGAAUGCAACACCUACACACACACACACACACACACACACACGUACGUUUUUUCACAUACACUCUACCUCUUUUAGAGAAAAGGCGACAUGUGACAGCUGAUUACACACUUUCGUAUCGCCAUAACGACCUUUUAUCACGGUUUUACAAUAACAAUAAUCAUGAUCUGUAACAGUCAUCAUUCCUCGCGCCGCCAAGUUUCUCUCACUACCACCGGAAUUAUGGGAUUGUCUUCUCCUGCUUCUCCAGAUCCGUCCAAGAUAAGGGCUUUUACGAAAUGGCGGUCUCCAUGUUGCCUUCUGAAAAGGCUCUCGGUAAGGAACCUGCUUGCAGCCUGCGUUUAGGACGGAACCCAAACCCGGUUUUUCCGUGUGAUCCAAACGCGAGCAGCGAAACCCCGCCUCCCCGAGCAGCCUGCUCCCUGUACCAAAGCUUCCACGAUAACGGAGUCUUACACGUUGAAAUAUCGCUAUAUGCUAUCUCUCGAGAACGGCUUCCUCUUUUGAAUCGCUCGGCCUCACGGCAGCAUCUCGUUCCCGUGAGGACGAGUGCAGGGUGCGGGUCAGACGCUCGGCCGGAGACGAGGACGGAGCUUGCAGCUCGGUUUGUGCACACGUACGUAGUGAACCUGAACAACUGUUUCAAGUUUGUAAAUAAAGCUCUGAAAUGUUUGACGUGAACGUGUGCUUUCUGACUCUCUUACUGCUGAGUUCUGGAUUCUGAUUGGUCAGGAGGUGUUGAUUCAUUUUCUAUAGCAGCGGCUCUGACAGUAGCGCAGCUGCACAUCGCGGGUUUAUUUAUGAUUAACGCGCUCGUUCUGAUGCGUUAUCGUUUCUAUAGUAACAGCUCGAACACAGACUUUUUCUUUUUUAAAUCAGUGAGGAGAUGUUUAUGUAACAUGUAUGGAAGGAGUCUCCAGUGUCAGUGCUGUGUAACAGUCAGAGGUGAAGCUGAACGACUGUUUAAAGAUGGAACAUUAACUGUAACUAUAAACGGAUAAAAAAUGACAUGUUCUUUAAUAAAAACAUUUGUACGGG